Molecule: messenger RNA, 377 nt
Organism: Cylicostephanus goldi
Lineage: Eukaryota; Metazoa; Nematoda; Chromadorea; Rhabditida; Strongylidae
Source: the annotation of a GenBank genome assembly
AUGCCGCCUCAGCUUUUCCAGGAUCCUUUGGUUGUGGAGAAACUUUCUCAGCUGACUGUGACUCCAAAACUAGAACCCGAGUCACUGAGUUUGAAUACGCGGGAUCUCGUUGAACAUGGAAUCGUAUGUGGAGAAAAGGAGCAAGUGUUGGUCAUUUCAUUAUCUUACAUGAUCUCACUCGCAGUGAUUUAUUGGUAUCUCAACAACGUAUUCGGGAAAUGCCUAUUCAUCAGCAGGUUAAAGCACAGGGCAGUCAUUGAAGCACGAGUAAUAACGACUGACGAUGUGAUAAAACGAGUUGAUCCAUCACUCACUCGUGAGGAUGUCAUCGAGGAUUUGAAGCAAUGUGCACGCCUUGUUCAAGGUAACUUUUGAAG